Durotheca rogersii is the source of this 529-nucleotide messenger RNA. RefSeq lists its product as uncharacterized. The record is from RefSeq and is a predicted model, not a curated record. The transcript has a single exon. Bases 27 to 239 code for a protein of 70 amino acids. NCBI's taxonomy places the organism in Eukaryota, Fungi, Ascomycota, Sordariomycetes, Xylariales, Xylariaceae.
GGGAGGGGAAAAUAAAGCACGAUAGGAUGUACAUAGGGUAUGUGCUGUAUGUGUGUAUGUAUAUGUGUGUAUAUAGUAUGUAUUGUGUUGUAUUGUAUUGUACAUGCCUACAAGCAAUACAUACCUCACACAUCCUAUCCCAUAUCCUUGCCCCUACUGCCAUAAUAGCGUCACUUAUUUUGGCCCAAUGCUCGGCAUCAACCACUAUGUCCUGCACCUCAGCGCUACUACAUACGUAGUACGUAGUACUAUUGGGGAUCGAGGACUUGAGGCGUCCUUAACCAGGCCAAGUCCAUGCUAACCGACAUCGCUAGCUAGCUUAGGCCCUCUCCAGGCCUGUUAUACGCAUGUAAUCGUGGGAGGCAUAUGGAGGGAGUGAGAUGACAAAGAUAGGGAGGGGGCUUGUAAGAGAAGCCCGUUAGCUCGUCCUAGCCCCGGCCUUUCUUGGGCAUCGGGUGUCUAUCGAUACAUACGUAUCUGUAUUUCCUCUCACGGAAUUGCAUGCGUAUGUACAUACAUACAUAUCAGC